Molecule: messenger RNA, 5389 nt
Organism: Girardinichthys multiradiatus
Lineage: Eukaryota; Metazoa; Chordata; Actinopteri; Cyprinodontiformes; Goodeidae
Gene: kcnh3
Product: potassium voltage-gated channel, subfamily H (eag-related), member 3
Exons: 15
Coding region: 499-4080 (1193 amino acids)
Biological process (GO): regulation of membrane potential; potassium ion transmembrane transport
Cellular component (GO): membrane
Molecular function (GO): voltage-gated potassium channel activity
Source: RefSeq, a predicted model, not a curated record
ACCUCCACUUUGAAAAAGGACCAGAGCUUGGCAAGACCUAAAAGGCGUCAUGUGACUUUCAGUUGUGGCAAGAUAGCCACGCAACGAGAGAGCGAAAGAGGGAGGGCUAAGGAAGAGCCUGCUGCUAUAAGAUGCACUCCGCGCAUCAUCAGCACCAAAACUUACAGUUUACCCAUCGACCCUCAUCUCUCACUCUCUGGCUCUCCAACGCGCACACACACAUCGUGGCUGCUUUUAUUUGAUUUUUGCCUCCUCCCCGCUUGGAGGGUGCACAGGUGCAUCCCUGGGUUACUGCUCGCUCUCGGCUGACUUGAUUAUGGUCCCAGCCCCCGCGGUGCCAAGGUGGAGCCACAGCGCGUAUCUCGGAUCGGUGCGCUUCUCCAGGGGUUGGGAUGCGCACCGGGCACCUCUCGGUUCCUGCCGAGUUUUGGGUCUGAGGAGGAGUCCAGCGCCGUCCCGGGGCGAAGGGGCAGGAGGAGCCAGUCGACCCGGAGCAGGAUGCCGGUGAUGAGAGGGCUGCUGGCCCCACAGAACACCUUCCUGGACACCAUAGCCACGCGGUUCGAUGGCACCCACAGCAACUUUGUUCUGGGAAAUGCCCAGGUGCAGUCACUCUACCCGAUUGUCUACUGCUCUGAUGGCUUCUGCGAACUCACUGGUUAUGCCCGCGCUGAGCUCAUGCAGAAGAGCUGCGCCUGUCAUUUCCUGUAUGGCCCAGAAACGAGCGACCAGUCUACGGCUCAGAUCCAAGGAGCUCUGGAUGACAGGAGGGAGUUCAAAACUGAGCUGGUGUUCUACAAGAAGGAAGGUACAAAGUUCUGGUGUCUUCUGGACAUCGUACCCAUUAAGAAUGAGAAGGGUGAGGUGGUUCUAUUCCUCGUAUCCCACAAAGAUAUAACUGACAAGAAGAUGGAGCAGGAUCCAGAGCAGGGCCCUGAAACUGAUGAAGAGACGGGUUUGCAGGUGCAUCAGGUAACUCGCCCUCCAGGCUUCAACGCCAAUCGGCGCCGCAGCAGAGCAGUGCUCUAUCAGCUGUCAGGACACCUGCAGAAACAAGACAAGAGCAAGCUCAAGAUCAACAAUAACAUGUUUGGGCAGAAACCCCCGAUCCCAGAGUACAAAGUAGCAGCCAUUCAGAAGUCUCGCUUCAUCCUGCUCCACUACGGUACCUUCAAAGCCGGCUGGGACUGGUUGAUUCUGCUGGCAACCUUUUACGUGGCCGUCACUGUUCCGUACAACGUUUGCUUCACAGUUGGUUGGGGACGGGAAGAAGGCAGCAGCACCACGUCACGAAGUCCACCCAGUGUCAGCGACAUCCUGGUGGAGAUUCUUUUUAUUUUAGACAUUGUACUGAACUUUCGUACGACAUUUGUGAGCACUUCGGGUCAAGUGGUCUAUGAUGCCCGCUCCAUCUGUGUUCACUACGUCACCACCUGGCUCUUUGUUGACCUUGUUGCUGCUCUGCCCUUUGACCUGCUUUAUGCUUUCAACAUCAGCGUGAACUUCAGGGUCCACCUGCUGAAGACUGUCCGACUGCUUCGGUUGCUGCGGCUACUGCAGAAGCUGGAGCGCUACUCACAAUAUAGCGCAGUGGUUCUGACUCUGCUCAUGUCUAUGUUUGCCCUGCUGGCCCACUGGAUGGCCUGUGUCUGGUACUACAUCGGUCGCAAGGAGAUUGAAAGCCUGGGCUCCUGGGAUAUCGGUUGGCUCUAUGAGCUGGCAAAGCGCUUGGGCACCCCAUACUUCCUGUCGACACAGGUCCCAACCACAGUGAACAGCCUCCCAGCCAACGGCACUCAGUGGAACGUGUCAGGGUCCGAGGUUACAGGGCAGGGAACCUGGAACUCAAGUCAAGAUUAUGGAAAUAUUUCGGGAACAGGGAGUUUUAAGGUGCUUGGAGGUGGCCCAUCAACCCGUAGCAGCUAUGUGACAGCCCUCUAUUUUGCUUUGAGCAGCCUGACCAGUGUGGGCUUUGGGAACGUGUCUGCCAAUACGGAUUCAGAGAAGAUCUUCUCCAUCUGCACCAUGCUUAUAGGAGCGCUGAUGCAUGCAGUGGUGUUUGGUAAUGUGACCGCCAUCAUCCAGAGGAUGUAUUCACGCCGCUCACUAUACCACACGCGUACCAAGGACCUGAAGGACUUCAUCAGGGUUCACCGGCUGCCCAAAGCCUUGGAGCAGCGCAUGCUGGAAUGUUUUCAGACCACCUGGUCGGUUAACAAUGGGAUAGAUGUCAAUGAGCUGCUAAAGGACUUCCCAGAUGAGCUGCGGGCCGACAUCGCCAUGCACCUGAAUAAGGAGCUGCUGCAGCUGCCCCUGUUCGAGUCAGCCAGCAGAGGAUGCCUGCGCUCCCUCUCCCUCAUCAUCAAGACCUCCUUCUGCGCUCCUGCAGAGUUCCUCAUCCGGCAGGGGGACGCCCUGCAGGCCAUCUACUUUGUCUGCUCAGGCUCCAUGGAGGUGCUGAAAGACAACACUGUGCUGGCUAUACUGGGAAAAGGAGAUCUGAUUGGUUCAGACUCUCUGACAAAGGAGCAGGUGAUCAAGACCAAUGCCAACGUUAAAGCUCUAACCUACUGUGACCUGCAGUACAUCAGCCUGAAGGGCCUCCGCGAGGUCCUCCGGCUCUACCCAGAGUAUGCGCAGAAGUUCAUCAGCGAGAUACAGCAUGACCUCACGUACAAUCUGCGAGAGGGCCAUGGGGCAGAUAAGGACUGGGAGAGCAACGGUGGCCUGGUGAAGAAGCUACCAUCCAUCCGUGAGGAUGAAGAGGGUGAUGAGGAGCAGGGUUCUGUAUCCCGGGCUCCUCGCUCCCCUCUACAUCUCAGCAGGGGCCUCAGCUCACCUCUGCGCUCUCCCCUCCUGGCUCCACGACCUUUCCGUGCUCCCUCGGAGUACUCGCGACCCUCCACCUUGCAGAUACCGGUGGUUAGUUUCAGCAGUGCACCACCUGAGCUCAGCCCCAGAUUCGUAGAUGGCAUCGAAACAGAGACUAAUUCCACCUCCUCACAGAAGUUUGAGUUCAGUCCCAGCAUGUCGCCUGCAGCUCCACCCUCCCCAUACGCAGGCAUCCGUGAGCACUCUGAGAUCAAGCAGAGUGUGACAAAGCUCACCGAGGAGAUGAACUCUCUCUCCAAACAAGUGUCCAGCCUCAGUCAGGAGCUGCGGGAAAUGACUCGCCUGAUUAAGCCCCUCCUUCAAGCAGCCCCACAGCCAGUGCUGACGAGCAUGGUGCCAAACCUCACCCCGCCUCACAGCAGUGCCAGCCAGCUGUUAUCCACUUCUUGGUUCAUGGCGCCACCCAUAGCAGCGCCUUAUUCACCUGAGAAAGCAAAGGCUCACUCCCUGCUGGAUAGCGGAGACCCGGAGGAUGAGGGUUUGCCACGAUGCCUUCUCCCAACUCUUCACUCACCAAAAAGGCCUGAUUCCCCUGCGUCAGCAUCAGUACAGCGCCCAGCCAGCCCCAUAGGGGGGAAUAUGGAGAAAACAACUGGCUCGAACAUCCUCUUAUCUAAGGAAGAACCUCUAAAGGGGUCCGCAGUGUCCCAAAGUCCCCAGGUGUCUCCCAGUAAUGGGAUCCUCUUACCUUCAUUGCAGGACCAGCCUCCUCUGUGCUCUCACACCUCUUCAACGUCACUGUCUUUUUCUGUCUCCCUCACCUCCUCACCAUCAUUUUCUCCUUGCCCAUCACGACCAACCAGCUGUGGCAGCAGAGGCCUGCUCCCCCCACCCCCAUCUCAGGACACACCUCUUCCCCUAUCGUCCCACCGCUCAGCACCCUCAUCCGUCACCUCUUCUCCUGGAGCUCACCGGCUGAGGCCUUCCCUUUUCAUCCCCAACACACCCACUGCAGCUCCCCCCUGUGCCUCCACCCUAUCCCUCCCCUUGUCUGUAGACUUUGGGAGUGUAACAAAACGAGACGCUCAGACUCCACUGAGGUGUAACCCACAGAGACGCCAUGAGGGGGUGAGAGCCGCUGCAAAUCCCCAGCAAGUGGAGAUGCAGGAGUGGGGAAGACAAGAAGAAGAUGGAAAAACCCCUAUAGAAGACUUCAGUUUCAUUGAUGAAGAGGAUCCUGCAUUAUAAGCUGGUCUAUGUUGCGUAACACAGCAGUGAACAAAACGAUGGCGAGAAAGUCAGCAGAAAAAGGUAGAUUAGAAACAGAUCAGCAGCAGCAAGCUGGUCCUUCUCAGACAGGCAGGAGAACACAAUACACCUGGGAGGAGUACCCACGACUGGCUGUUAGUAUACCAUAUACUGAUCAUCCUCCGAAUAUUAGCACCCGACAUCCCACAGAACUGUGGCAUGAGUUCACGCAGUCAGCUCUUGACACAAAACCAUUUCUGGGGCCUAUUUCAGCCUCUCAUCUAAAAUCGCUAUUAGCUUUUAAACCCCAAAAUAGAUGCCCCACCCCCCUCCCCCUCCGAGGCAGGGGCAAACAUAAAGAUCCCAAACCAUAGGGUCCGAGUCAGCGCACCAGGGCCUGGAAUGUAAAGUUACUCAUUCUCAUUCCAGGUUUUAUUUCCUAAAGGAAGGCAAUCAUCUGCCCCAUGGCACAUAAACACAUCAGCCCCUCACUCAUUUUCUAACAACAGGAAGGCCAGGUUCUCUCGUGGUGUAACUGACGUACUCUGUACUGUUGGGUUGUAUGCCAAAGAGGAAAGCUUAAAGAAAAGGAAGAGUUUAGUUCCUAAACCACACGCUCAUUCUGUAAGGUGCUCCUCAACAAAUUAGAAUCAAUAACUGUAUUUAUGUUGGAAUUUAAUUUAGGAAGUCAAUCUCAAAUAUCAUUUAGAUUUAUUCCAAAUAUUUUAGGUGUUUCUUUCUGUUCAUUUUGAUGAUUAUGGCUUACAGUGAAUGAAAACCUUAAACUCAGUUUUUCAGAACAUGUCAAUAUUACAUCAAAUCAAUAGAAAAUUAUUUUCUUACAAAAAUGUCAGCCUACUGACAUACACUCAACACUUUUGCAUGAAUUACUGCAUCACUGCAGCAUGUCAUGGAGGCGAUAAAGCCAUGGUUCUGCUAAGGUGUGAAGGAAGCCCAGGUUGCUUUCAUAGAGGUGGUUUCAGAUAAUAAAGGAGACCUUCCUUAAAGUUGAACAUGUACCUGAAAAUACCAUUAAAACAAGGAUCAAAAUGCAUAAGCAUUGAUGGCGUUUUAUGGGCGUUCUGUGUUUAAAACCACCCUUUGAAUAAAGUUUGUCUUAACUUUAAAAGACAACACAGAACAUAUAAUUAGCUUCAAUGAAACGUCUGUUCACAUUAGGUGAGCAGAUAGCCUGCUAGCACUCGAGUAGCUGAGUUUUCUCAGUACAAACCAAACCAAACGUCAUGAAAUAAACAUUAUUUACAUUAUUUCAGGAGCUGCACGGUGGCGCAUGUUGGUGGCACUGUUG